GGCGGGCAAGAUAAAAGUGCGAAAUUUUGUAAACAAACACCUCACGCGUUUUGAAACUGGUCUUGAAAGAUUACCGAAAUUGUUUAUUUUUGCAAUAUGUUAACACGAUUAAUCAAGUUUUCGUUUCUCAAAAGUGCAAUUACUUUACCCCUACUCAACUCAACCAAAAUAUGUCCGCUUCAGCUAAGUGUUCGGCCGAUUGUGACGAGUUUUCCUCCGCUAUGCGGACCACGGACCAUGAAAGAAGAACGGUAUCGUGCGAGGGAUAACGUACCGGAAGCGUUCCGGCUUAUCUACCGGGCCCCAAUGGAAUACUAUCUGUCCGCCUGCAAUUUGGUAACUUCAUUCAGUUUCGCGGCCGUUAGUGGCAUUACCGUCUAUGGAUAUCUGCACGAUUUCCAUACCAUGUCCGUUCCGUUCGAGUUCGAUUACGGGUCAUUAACUGCAAAUGAAAGUGAUUUGCUGAUAUUUUUGGGAUUCUUCUUCUUGGCAAACGUUGCUAUUCGUAUGGUGGUCAACCGUUACGUAUUGCGCAUUUAUCGGGAUGAUGAAGACUAUCUUGCCGUUUUCGAAGGAUACUUACCUUUUACUCGCAGGCAUUUACGGUUCAAGAAGGGAAAUGUAGAACCAGUUCCAGAAGGCGGUAUUAUUCCGUGGCAAGAUGCUCGAUACAAAAUAAAUGACAACAAUGUUCUUUUGCUGGAAAGUUAUUUCAGAACGCCGGCAGAAUUAUACAAUAUGCUGAAGCAAUAUAAACAGUAAUUAUGUAUUUGUUCAUAGAACGAUUUAA
Messenger RNA from Aedes albopictus (Asian tiger mosquito), 790 nucleotides. RefSeq lists its product as uncharacterized. Lineage: Eukaryota; Metazoa; Arthropoda; Insecta; Diptera; Culicidae. Bases 97 to 762 code for a protein of 221 amino acids. The transcript has 4 exons. The record is from RefSeq and is a predicted model, not a curated record.